CUUCAGUCCGGGCGAUGGACGCCUUGUGAGACUGGUCCCCCUCGCUGGGGGCGCGUUUGUGAGGCGGCGACCGACUGACUGUCCGGGAGCCCCCGGGCCCGGCCCUCCCUCGCCUUCCUCGGCCCCUCCCACUCUCUUUGGCCCUGGAGCUGCCACCGCUCGGGAGUCCGUGCUAGUCCCUGCCUCGCGUUGCCGCCGCCCUCCGGGCCUAGCCCGCCCAGUCCGCGCAGCGGCGGCGGCGGGGAGCCGGAGCCGUCGCCGCACCCGCCGCAUCCGCUUCCACUCGGUGCCGGCUCUUUGCCUUGCCCCUCAUGACUGCGGCGUCUCUGCUGCUACAGCCUUCCCGGCCGCCGCUUGCCGCAGGAUGGCUGCGGAUCGCGAGGCGCUAACCCCAGUGGCUCAGCUCCUCGAUAGCCCGCCGGCGAGCCCGCCUUGUGAGCCGAAGCAGCAGUCGCAGCAGGGCCCCGUGUCCCGCCUCGCCUUCGGGGCGACUUGUCAGUGCUAAGCGAGGAGUCGUCCGGUUUGAUCCUAACCCGUCGGGAGCCGGAGCCGUCGUAGCGGUACCUGCCAACCUGCGCCGCUCCUCCGGGUCGGCCCCUCACCUUCUCUUCAUUCACAAAUUCGACCCGGCUCGCCUCGCUCCAGCGGACCGACCAUGUCCGGAGGCGCCGCGGAGAAGCAGGGCGGCACUCCGAGCUCCCUGUUCCUCUCGCCGCCGGCGCCUACCCCCAAGAAUGGCUCUAGCUCAGAUUCCUCUGUUGGGGAGAAACUGGGCGCGGCGGGGACAGACGCUGGAACUGGCAGGACUGAGGAGUACCGGCGUCGCCGCCACACUAUGGACAAGGACAGCCGUGGGGCGGCCGCGACUACCACCACCACCGAGCACCGCUUCUUCCGCCGCAGCGUCAUCUGCGACUCCAACGCCACGGCGUUGGAAUUGCCCGGCCUCCCGCUUUCUCUCCCUCAGCCCACCGUCGCCGCAGUGGUUCCACAGAGUACUCCGCCGGAGCCCCAUCGCGAGGAGACCUUGACCGCGACCGUCGCUGCCCAGGUAGCCCAGCAGCCUCCCGCCGCAGUUGCUGCCCCGAGAGAACCCGCUGCCCCGGGCCCUGCAGCCUCGACUGCCCCCAGCAGUAUCAGCAAAGACCGCCAAAUUGCCCAGCCCGACCAUGUGGGGAGCAAAGAGGAGCCUCCAUCAGCGAGAAGCGGCAGCGGCGGCAGCAGCGCCAAGGAAUCGCAAGAGGAACGGAGCCAGCAACAGGAUGAUAUCGAAGAGCUGGAGACCAAGGCCGUGGGAAUGUCCAACGACGGCCGCUUUCUCAAGUUUGAUAUAGAAAUUGGCAGAGGCUCCUUUAAGACGGUCUACAAAGGACUGGACACUGAAACCACUGUGGAGGUCGCCUGGUGUGAACUGCAGGAUCGAAAGUUAACAAAGUCUGAGAGACAGAGAUUUAAAGAAGAGGCUGAAAUGUUAAAGGGUCUUCAGCAUCCCAAUAUUGUUCGAUUCUAUGAUUCCUGGGAAUCCACAGUAAAAGGAAAGAAGUGCAUUGUUUUGGUGACAGAACUUAUGACAUCUGGAACACUUAAAACAUACCUAAAAAGGUUUAAGGUGAUGAAGAUCAAAGUUCUACGAAGCUGGUGCCGGCAGAUCCUUAAAGGACUUCAGUUUCUUCAUACUCGAACUCCACCUAUUAUUCACCGAGAUCUUAAGUGUGACAACAUCUUUAUCACUGGUCCUACAGGCUCCGUCAAGAUUGGAGACUUAGGUCUGGCAACCCUGAAGCGGGCUUCUUUUGCCAAGAGUGUGAUAGGUACCCCAGAAUUCAUGGCCCCUGAGAUGUAUGAAGAGAAAUAUGAUGAAUCCGUUGACGUUUAUGCCUUUGGGAUGUGCAUGCUUGAGAUGGCCACAUCUGAAUACCCUUACUCAGAGUGCCAGAAUGCUGCGCAGAUAUACCGUCGUGUGACCAGUGGGGUGAAGCCAGCCAGUUUUGACAAAGUAGCAAUUCCUGAAGUGAAGGAAAUUAUUGAAGGAUGCAUUCGGCAAAACAAAGAUGAAAGAUAUUCUAUCAAAGACCUUUUGAACCAUGCCUUCUUCCAGGAGGAAACAGGGGUACGGGUAGAAUUAGCAGAAGAAGAUGAUGGAGAAAAGAUAGCCAUUAAAUUAUGGCUACGUAUUGAAGAUAUUAAGAAAUUAAAGGGAAAAUACAAAGACAAUGAAGCUAUUGAGUUUUCCUUUGACUUGGACAGAGAUGUGCCAGAAGAUGUUGCUCAAGAAAUGGUAGAGUCUGGGUAUGUCUGUGAAGGUGAUCACAAGACCAUGGCGAAGGCCAUCAAAGAUAGAGUGUCAUUAAUUAAGAGAAAACGGGAGCAGCGGCAGUUGGUGCGGGAGGAGCAAGAAAAAAGAAAACAGGAAGAGAGCAGUUUCAAACAGCAAGUAGAUCAACAAUCAAGUGCUUCCCAGGCAGGAAUCAAGCAGCUCCCCUCUGCUAGCACUGGCAUACCUACUGCCGCUACCACUUCAGCUUCAGUUUCUACACAAGUAGAACCUGAAGAACCUGAGGCAGACCAACAUCAGCAACUACAGUACCAACAACCUAGUAUAUCUGUGUUAUCUGACGGGACUGUUGACAGUGGUCAGGGAUCUUCUGUCUUCACAGAGUCUCGAGUGAGCAGCCAACAGACAGUUUCAUAUGGAUCCCAACAUGAACAGGCACAUUCUACUGGCACACUCCCAGGGCACACAGCUUCUGUUGUCCAAGCACAAUCUCAGCCCCAUGGGGUAUAUCCACCCUCAAGUAUGGCACAGGGGCAGAGCCAGGGUCAGCCAUCCUCAAGUAUUGUAACAGGGGUUUCAUCUUCCCAACCCAUACAACAUUCUCAGCAGCAACAGGGAAUACAACAGACAGCCCCCCCUCAACAGACAGUGCAGUAUUCACUUCCACAGACAACAACCUCCAGUGAGGCCACUACUGCACAGCCAGUGAGUCAGCCUCAGGCUUCACAGGUCUUGCCUCAAGUAUCAGCUGGAAAACAGCUUCCAGUUUCCCAGCCAGUACCAACUAUCCAAGGCGAACCUCAGAUCUCAGUUGCAACACAACCCUCAGUUGUUCCAGUCCAUUCUGGUGCUCAUUUCCUCCCUAUGGGACAGCCACUCCCUACUUCCUUACUCCCUCAGUACUCUGUCUCUCAAAUUCCUGUAUCAGCUCCUCAUGUGUCUGCGGCUCAGGCAGGUUUCUCAACCCUUCCCAUCACAAUUGCAGCUGGCAUUAAUCAGCCUCUGCUCACCUUGGCUUCAUCGGCUACAGCAUCUGUGAUCCCAGGGGGAUCAACUCUGGCUUCUAGUCAGCUUCCAACCCUUCUGCAGCCUGUGACUCAGCUGCCAAGUCAGGUUCACCCACAGCUUCUGCAGCCAGCAGUUCAGUCCAUGGGACUACCAGCUAACCUUGGACAAGCUGCUGAGGUUCCACUUCCCUCUGGAGAUGUUCUGUACCAGGGCUUCCCACCUCGAUUGCCACUGCAAUAUCCAGGAGAUUCAAAUAUUGCUCCCUCUUCCAGCGUGGCUUCUGUUUGCAUCCCUUCUACAGUCUUAUCCCCUCCCAUGCCUACAGAAGCAUUAGCUACACCAGGUUACUUUCCUACAGUGGUGCAGCCUUAUAUGGAAUCAAAUCUUGUAGUUCCUGUGGGCAGUAUAGGAGGACAGGUUCAAGUGUCCCAACCAGCAGUGAGUUUAGCACAAGCCCCCACUACAUCCUCCCAGCAAGCAGCUCUGGAGAGUACUCAGGGAGUGUCUCAGGUUGCUCCUCCAGAGCCAGUUCCAAUAACACAGCCACAACCUACCCAGCCUACCACUUUGGUCUCUUCUAUAGACAGUGCACAUUCAGAUGUUGCUUCAGGUAUGAGUGAUGGCAAUGAGAAUGUCCCAUCAUCCAGUGGAAGGCAUGAAGGGAGAACUGCAAAACGGCAUUAUCGAAAAUCUGUAAGAAGUCGAUCUCGUCAUGAAAAGACUUCUCGCCCAAAAUUGAGAAUUUUGAAUGUUUCAAAUAAAGGAGACCGGGUAGUAGAAUGUCAGUUAGAGACUCACAAUCGGAAAAUGGUUACAUUCAAAUUUGAUUUAGAUGGUGACAAUCCCGAGGAGAUAGCAACAAUUAUGGUGAACAAUGACUUCAUUCUAGCAACAGAGAGAGAGUCCUUUGUGGAUCAAGUGCGGGAAAUUAUUGAAAAAGCUGAUGAAAUGCUCAGUGAGGAUGUCAGUGUGGAACCAGAGGGUGACCAGGGAUUGGAGAGUCUACAGGGAAAGGAUGACUAUGGCUUUUCAGAUUCUCAAAAAUUGGAAGGAGAGUUCAAACAACCACUUCCUGCAUCUUCCAUGACACAACAAAUAGGCAUUCCUACCAGUUCUUUAACUCAAGUUGUUCAUUCUGCUGGAAGACGGUUUAUAGUGAGUCCUGUGCCAGAAAGUCGAUUACGAGAAUCAAAGGUUUUCACUGGUGAAAUAUCAGAUACGGUUGCUGCCUCUACGUCUCAUGGUGCUGGAAUGAAUUUGUCUCACUCUGCUUCAUCCCUUAGUCUACAGCAGGCCUUUUCUGAACUUAAAAAUGUCCAGAUGACAGAAGGACCCAAUACAGCACCUCCCAACUUUAGUCAGACAGGACCGACAUUUCCAGUAGUACCUCCUUCCAUGGGUAGCAUUGCUGGAGUCCCCACCACAGCAGCAACCACACUUUCAGUAUCAGUCCCUGUAACUAGCUGCCCUCUUAAUGACAUUUCCACAUCAGUCAUUCAGUCUGAGAUUACAGUGCCCACUGAAAAAGGGAUUACCACCUGCACAAGUGUAACUUCAAGUGAACUCUGUAUACCACCUGUGUCUGAAGAAUCACCAGUGCUUUCCAGCAUGGUUUCAGGCAUCACUAUACCUACAGUUGUCUCAACAUCAGCAACAUCCCAGUCGGUUCUGGCUCCCACAUCUGGGAGUGUUGUUUCUAGUAUAGGUACUUUACCCUCUAGACCGGUUUCAACAACUUCAGCCUCUGCAGUGAGCAGUGCUGCUGCUCCAGGGGCUAAUCCUCCACCUGCAUUAUCUCAGCCAUCAGCAGGCAGUACUACUACAGGGGCAGCCACAUUAACCUCAGUUUCUAACACCACUCCGUUCCCAAGCAUAGCUUCACAGCCAUCUCUUCAGCUUAGCAGCAGCACCUCUGCUCCUACACUAGCUGAGACAGUAGUGGUUAGUGCACACUCACUUGAUAAAAUAUCUCAUAGCAGUACAGCUGGAUUGGCUUUGUCCCACUCUGCACCCUCCUCCUCCUCUUCCCCUGGAGCAGCAGUAUCUAGUUCGAUUUCUCAACCUGGUGGGGUGCAUCCUUUGGUCAUUCCCUCAGUUAUAGCUUCUACUCCUGUCCUUGCCCAAGCAGCAGGACCUACUUCUACACCUUUAUUACCCCAAAUACCUACUAUCCCACCUUUGGCACAGCCUGUUGCUAGUGUGCCUGCUGUACAGCAGACACUAAUUCAUAGUCAGCCUCAACCAGCUUUGCUUCCCAACCAGCCUCAUACACACUGUCCUGAAAUAGAUGCUGAUACACAGCCCAAAGCUCCUGGAAUUGAUGACAUAAAGACUCUAGAGGAAAAGCUGCGAUCUCUCUUUAGUGAACACAGCUCAUCUGGAACUCAACAUGCCUCUGUCUCAUUGGAGACGUCACUAGUAGUAGAAACCAAUGCCACACCAGGUAUCCCAACGACUGCUGUUGCACCCAGCAAACUCAUGACUUCAACUACAAGUACUUGCUUACCACCAACCAGUUUGCCACUAGGAACAACUGGUUUGCCUGUUAUACCAGUGGUAACACCUGGGCAAGUUUCUACUUCAGUCAGCUAUGUUUCAGCCCCAGUCAGCACUACACCAGGAGUGAAACCUGGAACUGCUCCGUCAAAGCUACCUUUAACUAAGGCUCCAGUUGUGUCAGUGGGUUCUGAACUUCUAGCUGGUAUUCCAUCCAGUGAGCAGCUGCCACCUUUUCCAGGACCUUCACAAACUCAGCAACCUCUGGAAGAUCUUGAUGCUCAGUUGAGAAGAGCACUUAGUCCAGAGACUAUUGCAGUAACAUCUGCAGUUGGUCCUGGGUCCAUGGUGCCUCCAACAGCAGUUACAGAAGCAGGAGCUCAGCCUCAGAAGGAUGGUGAGAAGCAUCCUUCCUCUUCUGCUGGCUUAGGCCUGCUCCCGGGUGGCAGAGGGCAGGUUUCAGUUGCAAUGGAUGAUGCCCAGAAAGAGGGUAAAAAUAAGUCUGAAGAUGCAAAGUCUGUUCGUUUUGAAUCCAGCACUUCAGAAUCCUCAGUGCUAUCAAGUAGUAGUCCAGAGAGUACCCUGGUGAAGCCAGAACCUAAUGGGAUGACCAUCCCUGAUAUCUCUUCAGAUAUGCCAGAUGGUGCCCACAAAACUCCUGCCUCAGAAGCAAAGUCAGAAAUUGGGCAGCCUACCAAGGUUGGACGUUUUCAGGUGACAACUACAGCAAACCAAGUAGGUCGUUUCUCUGUAUCAAGAACUGAAGAUAAGGUCACAGAGGCAAAGAAAGAGGGACCAAUGGCAUCUCCUUUUAUGGAUUUGGAACAAACUAUUCUUCCUGCUGCGAUACCAAAGAAAGAAAAGCCCGAACUGUCAGAUCCUUCGCAUCUGAAUGGACCAUCUUCUGACUUGGAGGCUGCCUUCCUAAGUAGGGAUGUGGAUGAUGGUUCAGGUAGUCCACACUCCCCCCCUCAACUGAGCUCAAGGAGCCUUCCUAUCCAAAAUCUAAGUCAAAGCCUUAGUAACUCACUCAACUCCUCUUACAUGAGUAGUGACAAUGAGUCAGAUAUUGAAGAUGAAGACUUAAAGUUAGAGCUGCGACGACUACGAGAAAAACAUCUUAAAGAGAUUCAAGAUCUGCAGAGUCGCCAGAAACAUGAAAUUGAAUCUUUGUAUACCAAACUGGGCAAGGUUCCCCCUGCAGUCAUUAUUCCCCCAGCUGCCCCUCUCUCAGGAAGAAGAAGGCGACCCACUAAAAGCAAAGGCAGCAAAUCUAGUCGCAUCAGUUCCUUGGGCAGUAAAAGCCCCCAGCUUUCAGGUAAUUUGUCUGGUCAGAGUGCAGCUUCAGGCUUGCACCCUCAGCAAACCCUCCAACCUCCUGGCAACAUCCCAGAGACUGGGCAAAAUCAGCUAUUACAGCCUCUUAAGCCAUCUCCCUCCAGUGACAACCUCUAUUCAGCCUUCACCAGUGAUGGUGCCAUUUCAGUACCAAGCCUUUCUGCUCCAGGUCAAGGGACCAGCAGCACAAACACUGUUGGGGGGACAGUGAACAGCCAAGCUGCCCAAACUCAGCCUCCUGCCAUGACCUCCAGCAGAAAGGGCACAUUCACAGAUGACCUGCACAAGUUGGUGGACAAUUGGGCCCGAGAUGCCAUGAAUCUUUCAGGCAGGAGAGGAAGCAAAGGACAUAUGAAUUAUGAGGGCCCUGGAAUGGCAAGGAAGUUCUCAGCACCUGGUCAGCUGUGCAUCUCCAUGACCUCAAACCUGGGUGGCCCUGCCCCCAUCUCUGCAGCAUCAGCUACCUCUCUAGGUCACUUCACCAAGUCUAUGUGCCCCCCACAGCAGUACAGUUUUCCAGCUCCUCCCUUUGGCACUCAAUGGAGUGGGACGGGUGGCCCUGCACCACAGCCACUUGGGCAGUUCCAGCCUGUGGGGACUGCCUCCUUACAGAAUUUCAACAUCAGCAAUUUGCAGAAAUCCAUCAGCAACCCCCCAGGUUCCAACCUGCGGACCACUUAGACCUAGAGACAUUAACUGAGUAGAUUUGGGGACAGGAAAGAGUGCUGAGUGAUUGGGGGUGGAGGGGUUAGUAGCCUAUAUACUAACUACUAGUGCUGCAUUUAACUGAUUAUUUCUUGCCAGAAAGGAAUGUUUUUAAUACUGCUUAGAGCCCUCAAAAUGGAGAGUCUUCCUCCCCUUCACCAUUAAUUGGAGUGGGACAAGAAGGAAAGAGCAGCUUUCUUGUGGUGGGGUAGCUUCAACUUGUGCUUUCCUGUUUACCUGUACCCAACAGUGAGGGCUAGGAAAGAGAAGGGCUUUUAUCAGGAAGCUAUUAGAGUGCUCAAGGGAAAACCAAACCCCACCUGUAUUUUUAAGUGGGUGUAGCUCUUAAUUUUGGUACCUACCCCAAGUCCCUCAUUCCCUCAAGAAUCUAAGCCACAAGACAAAAGUAUUGGGUUCUUUCUUACCCUGUUCCUCCACCCACCCCCACUCUUCCCCACCCCCUUUUUUUCUCUCUCUCUCUUUAGAACCCAGUGAAAAACACCAGAAGACUGAAGUUUCAACCCUUUCUUAUGAUAGGUCAUUAGUGCUUUAAGCAGAUGAUAUUAGCAGCUUUGACUGCAGCAUUAGUAAUUAGGAAAAAAACGUUCCCUGCGGACAUGUAACUUUGCCAUCAGUUUUGAUGUGGAAACACUGUGAUAUAUAAAUGUUGUUGGACAACAGUAGUUUUAAGAUGAAAAUAUGAAAGGUUUAAAAGGUUGAAAAAAAAGCUAGCUCUGUCCUUUACUUAUUGAGACACUUUAACGUUUUCCUUUGUAUUUCCAUUGUAUUAGAUAAAUAAAUGUGAAUGUAAAAUUGUAUAAAUUACUUACUUGAAUACUUCUGUUCUCCCAGUAUUGCUUGCUGGAUAUUUUAGUGCCUUGGACUUCUAUUGCUUUUGCCAUUAGCGUCAACUUCUCAUCAGACCCCAGAUCAGCAAAGGGCAUGUGGGAGGAAAUCUAAGGCCCAGGUGACCCCAGCAGUGGGUUAUGCCAAAGGGAAAUUGAGAGUGUUCUUAAGUCACUUAACAAUUUUGUCUAGAGCAGGUGUGAGAUGAGCAGGUUGAGAAAUUAAGUUGACAUCAGUGCUUGAAAGCAGAAAGUUCUGUUUCAGGAGUAGUGAGGAGGGGUGCUGUAAUAAAAUUGGGCAAUUUAAAAGAUUAAAGGAGGCGUGGGACAAGUGAAAGAAAAAGACUAAGGUAUGGGAGAACAAACUUGUUUGAAGUAAUGUGAUGCCUGGCCAUAGCCUUACUCAUUGAGCUGGGCUUGAACAGACCUAGAAGAAAUGGCUGAACAUGGGAAGCGAGAGGGGGUUAGUUUUGAAGUUGGAAAACGUGAUAGUGAGAAGUGUCACAAAUGGAGAAAGUUGCUCUAAAAAAAACUGUUUGGAUUGCUUUCCUCUUGUUGCAAAUGUACCAGGCAUUUCUCAGCUUGGGGUAUUGUAUUUUUGUGGAAAGUGGAACCACAUCUGAAGUAAGCAUUAUAGGAAAGAAUCAUAUUCUUCCUGUUCUUCUCCUAUGUCCAAAUGGUUGCAGGAUCAUAAUCUGUUGUGCCACCUUUAUUUCUGCAAUUGCAACUGAUAUUCUCACAUUUCAUUUUAACAAAUAUUCUCCUUAAGUAAUAACUGCAACCAACCAGUGUUAUUUAGUGCUAUGCCUAGUUAUAAUGGGCAGUUCUAUUAUUUUCAGAGCUUUCAGGAAAUACUCUCCUAAUUGGCUAACUGGGGGUCUCUAUUAUCUCUGAAGAUGGGGAAAAAGUUAGGACUCUUAAUUUUUUGGGUGCUUCUUGUCUUGACUCUUGAGUUGGGAAAUUGACAUAUUUCCAACCUCUUACCCACCUCAACGGCACAUCCCAGGAAUCACCACAAUAGGAAGAGCCUAUUUGGCUCUCCUAUCCUGUUGUCCCUUCGUGGGCCCUGUUUCUUUACAUUAGCCUAGGCCCCAAUGAUGCAAAUGAAAGCUGAAGGUUUUAGGAAGGUAGAAAUGAAAAGGGCAGAGGUUCCAAGCCCUCCUUCAAAAUUGUUUACUUAUUCUCUGCUUAUAAUUCUUGGGGAGAUGGUAAGAGUAAGGAAUAGAACAAAGAAGGUGGCCAAAUUAACGAGAAAUGGACCACCUAAGACAAAUGAAACAAUACUUUUUACUAGAGAAACAAGCAAGCCAAAUGCAGCACAUUGUUUGUUAUUUUGGUUCAAUAAUUUUGGGAUCUCUUCAUUCACAAAAAAGAACUGGUUUUAUUUACUGUUGAUUUUUUUUUCCUUCCUGUGGAUGAAAUAACUGAAGCCUAGAGGAAUGAACUAGCUACUGAAAUGUUUAAAUUAUUUUUGUGUUAAUAGUACACUUUGAGUAUCUUUUUCCACAUUAAAAAAUCUUUCUGAAUUAUAAAUGUUUUCCUUACAUUAUUUAACAAUGUAUACUGUUUUAAAAAAAAUGAAUAAACAAUUCAAACCUUGGGUUUCUCCGCAGCCGUUAAUUGUACAUUUUGCACUAACUCUGGGUGUUGCGCUUCUUGUAAGAUUGCGCUUUGUGCUUCAGUUUGUAACCUUUGUAGACUUAUUUAAUGAAACCAUUCAAAUAAACCAAACUUGCUUUUGAUGA
This is a messenger RNA of Myotis lucifugus (little brown bat), 10412 nucleotides long. It is a transcript of the gene WNK1, whose product is annotated as WNK lysine deficient protein kinase 1. Gene Ontology annotation, cellular component: cytoplasm; cytosol. NCBI's taxonomy places the organism in Eukaryota, Metazoa, Chordata, Mammalia, Chiroptera, Vespertilionidae. The coding region runs from base 656 to 7798 and encodes 2380 amino acids. The record is from RefSeq and is a predicted model, not a curated record. Gene Ontology annotation, biological process: positive regulation of potassium ion import across plasma membrane; positive regulation of sodium ion transmembrane transporter activity; protein phosphorylation. Gene Ontology annotation, molecular function: ATP binding; potassium channel inhibitor activity; protein serine/threonine kinase activity. The transcript is spliced from 28 exons.